Drosophila rhopaloa is the source of this 738-nucleotide messenger RNA. RefSeq lists its product as uncharacterized. The record is from RefSeq and is a predicted model, not a curated record. The transcript has 2 exons. NCBI's taxonomy places the organism in Eukaryota, Metazoa, Arthropoda, Insecta, Diptera, Drosophilidae. Bases 153 to 650 code for a protein of 165 amino acids.
UCAAAAAACUAAUUUUGAGCAAGUAUAAAAAUGUGUAUCUUCAAAAUUUGAGUUCAAUACCAGAUAGCUGUAGGUUUUGACAAUAAGACUGAAAUUGGAUUGGAUGUGACUGAGGCCCCGACCCCUUGACGUCCUGCAGAUAUUGAAUUAAAAUGCCUCGAUUUGAGGUGACCCUACGCCAAGGAGCAGCCUUUGUGGCGCUGUACGUGUUGAUGUUGGCCGCUCUGGUCCGUCCGCAGAUGAACUUCAACAUCUUCGUGGACUCGUUCUUCCUGGGGGUCAAGUACUCGGCGGUGAUGGUUUUGGGCUACCGCUUCGAUACCUAUAUGGCAGUGGCCGCCGCUCCACUCAGUGCCGCCACUGUGUUUGCCCUUUCCAAGUGGAACGAGCAACGCGAUAGCCGCCCCUCCCAGAACCUGAUCAUCAUGGGCGUGACCUCCCUUUAUGUCCUGGUCCUGGUGGCCAAUAUCCUGGCCAAUGGAGUGGUGAUCCAGCAGGCCCUCAUCCGCUUCGACCAGUGUCCGUAUAGGGCGUGGUACAUGUACGGCCAGAUGGCGAUGUCCUUCGUAAAGUCAAUGGUGGCGGACGUUCAGGAAGUGAUCACCCGGCAGCACCAUCGUCGUCCUCGGCUGAUUUAUCGUAUGCACUAGCAAGGUACUAUUUGUAAAUACCCAAAUCGAAUUGGUUCAUUUACUGGGCAUUAUCUAAAAAAUAUAUUAUAAUUCGUUUUUAGCUUAA